Salvelinus namaycush (lake trout) is the source of this 1965-nucleotide messenger RNA. Its product is annotated as aryl-hydrocarbon-interacting protein-like 1. Lineage: Eukaryota; Metazoa; Chordata; Actinopteri; Salmoniformes; Salmonidae. The coding region runs from base 1 to 1965 and encodes 654 amino acids. The transcript has 9 exons. Gene Ontology annotation, molecular function: protein binding; peptidyl-prolyl cis-trans isomerase activity. The record is from RefSeq and is a predicted model, not a curated record.
AUGGAGGAGACGUACCUGCUGAACUACCCAGGGGUCAAGAAGAAGAUUCUGGCCGGAGGGAAUGGCCCAAUGCCCCACUUUCCACCGGGGACCAAGCUGGUGUUCCACUUCCAGACGCUGUUGGACAACUUUGAGCGCACGGUGAUUGACGACAGUCGUAAAGCCAAAGCCAAAGUGCCAAUGGAGAUCUUUGUGGGGAAGAUGUUCAAGAUGGAGGUGUGGGAGACGCUGCUGACCUCCAUGAGGAUCGGAGAGGUGGCCGAGUUCUGGUGCGAUGCCGUUCACACAGGCUUGUACCCUAUCGUGUCCAAGGGGAUGAGGCUGAUUGCCCAGGGCAAGGACCCCCUAGAGGGCCAGAGGCACACGUGUGGCAUGGGGAACAUGUUCCACUACAACACUACUGGCUGGCCUGAGCUGGAUGAACUGAUGAGGACACCUCAGGCACUGAUCUUCAUCAUGGAGCUAAUUCAGGUGGGAGACCCCUUCUCGUACAAGCGGGAGUCGUGGAUAAUGGACAAGGAUGAGAAGAUGAAGGAAGUGCCCUCGCUCCACCUGCAGGGCAAUGCGCUAGUCAGACAGGGGCACUUCAGAGAGGCUGCCAAGAAGUACCAGGAAGCUGUGGUGCUACUCCGGAUUGUACUGUCCAAGGAGAUGCCAGGUGAUGAGGACUACAUAGCUGUGGACAGGCUCAUCACUCCCCUAGUGUUGAACUACUGCCAGUGCAUGUUGGAGCUGGAGGAGUACUAUGAGGUUCUGGAGCAUACCAGUGACCUGAUACACAAACACAAAGACUGUGUCAAGGCGUACUACAAGAGGGCCAAGGCCCAUGCUGCAGUGUGGAACGAGAAGGAGGCCAAGAGAGACUUCAACAUGGUGGCCAACCUGGACAUCACUCUGGCCCCUCUGGUGCACAAAGAGCUGAGGUUCCUCGCUGAUAGACUGAAGGAGAAAUACUGGGAGGAGAAGGAGAAAUACUGGAACUGCCUGGAGCAAGAGGAGAUAGAGGGGAAGAAAGAGGAAGAUGAGGAGAAGGAAGAUGAAGAGGGCAAGAAAGAGAAGGAUGGUGAGAGCACAGUGACCAAGGUGAAAGAUAAGGAGAAAAGCAAAGAUAACUCAGCCUCUUCCAAAGAGGAAGUGAAAGAUGUCAAGGAUGACAAGCAGAAUGAGACAGGGUGGAAAAAGGCUAUAGAGAAGGAUGGAACAACCAUUACUGCUACAGUGAAGGAUAAGGCAAAAGUGAAGGAUAGAACUGCCAAUCAGGCUACAAUGAAGGAUGAAACAGCCAAUAAGAGGACAGAGAGCACCCCGGAAACUCAGCCAGAGACCAAUCAGAGUGCUCUGUCUGUGAUAGAGGGGAUGGACUGGCAGCAGAAGUUACGACACAUCAUGUUCCUGGAAAAGGAGGGUAACUUCCUGCUUACAGAACAGAAAUACAGCGAGGCCACAACAAAGUUCAAGGAGGCUCUGGAGUACGUGGACUUCAUUCAAAACAAGGAGGUGUGCUAUAAAGACAGGAGGGAGGACUGGGACUCUCUGGAGAAGGUGCGUGUGCCGAUCACUCUCAACCUCAGCCAGUGUCUGCUGGAGCUCAGGGACUACCAGGAAGUGGUGGCGCUCAACACCAAGCUGCUCAAGAAACACAGAGAUAACUUCAAGGCAGUGUACCAGCGGGCCAGAGCCCACUCGGCUCUGUGCAACGAGGAGGAGGCCAGGAAUGACUUCCAGAAGGUGGAGCGUCUGGAGCCCAGGUUCAAGCCCAUCGUCAAUCAGGAGAUGAAGAGGCUGGGCGAGAACCUCCGGAACAAGCACAUCAUCGACAAGAAGAACUACUGGGAAGCUACAGAGGAAAAGUGGGGCCUCGAGGGCACCAAGGCCAAGGCCAAAGCCAGGAAAAUCUCCACCCCCUCCGAGUCUCCCUUCCACCUUCCAUCCAUCCUCCCUCCACGCCUCCAAAACCCUAUUUGA